UUGGCAUUACUGAUAAUUUAAAAUUGGUUGAUGGUAGCAAUUCGUAACGUUUCUAACGGAUGAUAUAUAGUGUUGUUUCAAAAAAAUUAAUAAUAGGUGUAAAAUUGAGUGCAAUUAACACAUUAGAAUUAGAAUAUAAAAAUGAGUCGACAUAGAAGACGAGCUAAUGAUUUUAUAGAUUCCUUAGAUAGCAUUCGACAUUCUGAAAUUGAUUCUGAUUCACUUUGUUCGAUAUCUCAAGACAAUUCGAAUGAAGUUGGAAGUAAAUAUAUUAAUACCAAUGAUAGUAUAAUCAGUGAUAUUAAUAAUAAAUAUUCCUCUACUUUAGCUAAUAAUUCUUUGAAACAUUCCUUUACAGAAAAUCUAUCAAUUUUUAAAUCUGCCCCAGAUUUAAAUAAACGUAUUGAUUUUUUUCAAGUUGAACAAUUAUGCACUGAAAUGAAUGAUAAUAAAGAAAAUGAUCCUCAAUGUUCUAUGAAAAACAAUAAUAUAUGUAACAAGUUGUCAAAUACUAUUAAUACUAAAAAACAAAGUAUAGAUUCAAACAUUAAAUUAGAAUCUAAUCCAAUAAAUGAAAAUUCAAAAAGGGAUACCAAUUACAAUAUAAACAAUAAUAAAACAAAUGUAAAUUUGUUCUCAGAAUAUCAAGAUAAACAUGUAAAUAAUGGAACAUUUGAAGCAAUUCUUUGUUCAUUAGAUGAUCAAGUUAAUCAAAUAAGAGAUAAAAAACAAAUCUGGAAACGUUUAUCUAACAAAUUUAUGCAUUCACCAGAAAACUUUACUGAAAAGCUUUUAACUAUCAUCGAAGAAUCUGUCAUAAAUAAUGAUAAUGAUGUAAAUGAAACAUCUGCGAUAGAUUUAAGUAGAUUAACAACAGAAUUCAGAAAAAUGUGCAAAUUUAUAGAAAAUGAAUCUCAACCUGAAUGGCCUGAAUCACCAGUGUGUACUUUUUCAUGUUUAGAACAAAUAUCUAUAAAUUCUACACAUAAUACACCUCUUCAUAUGAAACAGAAUAAAAAUGAAAUGUUAUGUUCUCCCAUAAAUAGGUCUACAUCUGUUACACCUAUUUCUGGUAUAGAUAUAAUUAAAAAACGAUUUUUUGCUAAAAUAUCAAAAAAUAAUACUAGUGGAAGUAUUGAAAAUCUGAGUAGUACAUCAUUUGAACAUUUGGAAGCUCAAUGUAACCAAUUAUUUCCUAAAGAAAAAGAACAUUCUAAAACUUUAUGUAAAUCUUUAUCAAUGUCUUCUUUAUUGAGUAUGAGUGAGAUCUAUAAUAAAUGUGAGCAACAAAUGGCAUCACUGAAUGUAUCUAUAGGUGAUAUAACUUCAGAAGAAAAUAUACUAUUAAAUACUCCAAAAUCAUCAAAUAAAUAUUUAUGUCAAAGUCCAUCUUCAAUAUUUACAAAGAAAUUAGAAUUUAAUUGUUCAACAUUGAAAGAAUUACACAACAAAUCAAAAGAUGAUCAAUGUAAUGAUAUUUCAUAUUCUAAGAAAAAAUCUAGAAAAAUAAAUGAAAAACCUGAUUUCAAUAAAACAAUAUCUGAUAAAUUUAAAAGUAGUUUUGAAAUAUUAGAUCCAGAUGAAUUAGAGAAAACACUUUUACAAGAUAUAGCAGAAAAAAGAAAAAGAUGUCUUAAUACAGCAAGAAUUAUUUCAGAAAUUAAUGCAGAUCCUGAAGCAAUAGAGGCACAAAAAACAUUAAGAAUAUCUCCUGAUAAUGAGUUAAAUUCAUUGAAUGAUGAAACUAAGUUUUUGCAAACUUUAGUAUCUUGUAAAGAUUAUCAAACAUAUUUAGAAAAACAUAAACCUCUUUUAAAAAUACUUCAAAAUUCGAAUUCUAAUGCAAAUGAAAAUAGUUUUAGAAAAACUCAAAAAUCAGACAUAAAAUUUGAGGAAAAUUCAGUUUUACAAAAAAAAAUUUUAGGACUUUUAAGUCCAAAUAUAAAAUCUUGUAAUCUACAUAGAUCAUCACAAUCAAAAAAACAAAAAGAAAAAAAUGAAGAGAAAAUAGAAAAUAAAAAACCAAAACUUUUUGUCACACCAGGAGAAACUCCUCCAAAUAAAAAUAAUAGAAAGAAAAAAGUAUAUUUCCCUAAUAUGCAAAGUCCUGUAAAACAUAUUGUAAAAAGUCCACAUGCAGAAGGCUUAUAUCGAUUAAAUUAUAAUACUAUAAUAUCACCAGUGGGUAUGUAUAUAAGAGGUACUGAUACACAACUUAUAAAAAAUAUACAUGCUAAAACAGAUCAGUUAUUGCUUACACCUGUGAAAAAAAAUGUUGAAGUAUCAUUAAAUAGAAAUUCAAAACAAAAUAUUUCAUCAAAAGGCAUACAUAAAACUGAAGGAAUCCCACCACUCAAGAUUAAUUUAUCUCCUAAAAUAAAUACAAAUAAACAAGAGACAACAAAAACUUUAGAAAAUUUCAGUACACCUGAAAAUCAAUUUGUACUUCCUAGAGUUUCAUAUAAACUUCCUUUACAAAUUAAAACGAUAACGAGAAACAAAUCAUGUAAGCAAGGAACUCGCGUUAAGAAAUUAUUGGAAACUGCUCAAAGUAAAAUUGUUAUCCGACAUCAAGGUCGGAUUAAUUCGGUACAGAAAGGAAAGGAUACAACAGAUAUUGGAAUGUAUGAAAUUAAUUAUGAACCUGAAGAUGAAUCUAUACAUAUUGAACAAACUGCUAAUAAAACAAAUUUUAUUAAUAAAUGGAAAAAUUAAACAGAAUGUGAAUUGCAUAUUUGCAAUAAUGUUGAUAUUUUAUAUUUUCAUUAUAAUUGAAAAAAGCAAUUAUUUUUAAUAAAGUAUAUAUAAUCUUGUUUAA
Messenger RNA from Apis dorsata (giant honeybee), 2818 nucleotides. RefSeq lists its product as uncharacterized. Lineage: Eukaryota; Metazoa; Arthropoda; Insecta; Hymenoptera; Apidae. The coding region runs from base 142 to 2715 and encodes 857 amino acids. The transcript is spliced from 5 exons. The record is from RefSeq and is a predicted model, not a curated record.